Monascus purpureus is the source of this 2375-nucleotide messenger RNA. NCBI's taxonomy places the organism in Eukaryota, Fungi, Ascomycota, Eurotiomycetes, Eurotiales, Aspergillaceae. The record is from the annotation of a GenBank genome assembly.
CUUGACUUGCUAUUCCUUGUUCUUCUUUUCUUGGGCAAGAGAGACUGCAACGGCUGUGGCCGCCUCCGCAGAAGCUUAAUAUAUAAUUAUUUCGUCAUUUUGAUCUCGUUGCUUGAUUCGAGAAAGAGUGCGAAACUCUCAAAUUAAAAGCACGAACAACGCUAAAACAGCCCGCAUCUAUUUAUUAUUACUCCUUACAAUUUACCAUCUACAGGCCUACGACUACGGCUUCCCCAGAAUCACUGUCUCCCAUGGCACGGAUGUUGCCGUCGUUGUCGCUGCGUGUCCUCCCACUGCCAAACGUUCUCCUCCCUUUCCGCCCGUCGAGCAUUGCCAGUCGUCGUCGUCAACUGUCCCGUCAGUUCCGCAGCAGCACGUCCUGUCUGGAACCGCGUUGGCAACGCUCGUAGAAGCGUGGACAAUGCGGUCCGGACUGCACAUCUCCGGCGUAACGAUCCCCUUCCUCGCGCUCGUCAUCUUCUUCUCGUUGUUCAGCGUCGUGCCGUCCUUUCAGAGGCAGUGGGAUUUCCAUAAUCCAAAACCGGGUGAUGUUGGCUAUUAUCGCGAUCGGGUUCGACAAUUCUCCCUUGUCGAAGAUGAAUCGGUCGAAGCUAUCCCAAGAUCACGGGCGGCGGUUCGUGUCUUAUCCAACAGGCGAUGGUCAAUAAUUGGUCCCUUUUACGAUCCUGGUCCGAAUCCGAAUCGUGUAUCGCCGUUGGAAGGUUCGAAUGUGAAUACUCGUCCGCCGAUAGCUGUGACAGAUACGCUUUCCAGAUCCUCGUUUGGCCUCGCGCCGGCUUCUAACGAAAAGCAAAAUGAUACAUCACAUACUUACCCCAAGACAACUACGGCACUCAUGAAGGGGGUUCGGGCGUUGAAAACGUUCCUCGUCCGAAGGCUCGACGAUUCCCAAUUCUCUUCUUCUUUUUCAAGGACUGCGUCAAUGGAAGCCGCUACUACUACUCCCUCUCGCCUCUUCGCGGCCCCCUCUCACACAACAACCUCCUUUAAUAAUAAUAACGAUGGAUUUAGCGAAGAAUCGCACGUUAAUGGGUUUCUGACGAAGCCACCAGAACGAGGGACGACAAGCACAGGUGCAAGACAAACUGGGGUAUCUACCCGUCUCAGUGAAGCAUGGCAGCAGGCCUGUCAAACCGGGAUGCUUCUGUACCGUCGAGUAAGAGGGUUAUCGUUAUCGUUUCCCUUUCCAAUUACCGGGUCCCGUUCCAGGAAGGAAUCGGUAUUUCCACGCGCCGGGUAUCCCUCAUCCCAAACGGAAUUGAAAAGUCAGGCCAAGGUCGGCCCUGAUUCCGACUCGCAAUCGAAUAAUGCCUCUCGACAAUCGAACGACGGUGAUGGCCGUAAUGAUGAUAACAACAACAACAACAAUAAUAAUAAUGAUAAUACUAGAUCCCUUUACCCUUCUAUUGCUCCGCGGUCCUUCAACAACAUAUCAACUCUAUCUUCGGAGAAACACCACCACCUAAUGAUCUCCGAGCGGACGAAUGGCGAUGAAAACAACUACGGCAAUCCGGAUGACAUACGAGGCAGUUACAUGGCCAUCAUAAUAGGCUUGGUGGCCGGGAUCAUGUGGUUUUAAUGUUAUUUUUUUCCCUCUCUCCCUAGAUAUCAAACCAUUACAAGUUCUGAAUCACUGGAGGACGGUGGUAAUGCCAAAUUAUCAUGCAUGUUCACAAACCCCAACGUCUCCACCUCAUUAUAGAGCACUUUCAUCCAGCCAACAUCUUCCGGAGUACAUCCCUCCAGAGUAUCAUGCUCUGGUGGAAGUCCCCCAUGUGCAAAUAAUUCAUCCCCAUCCCGCUCCUCUGAUCUGGUAGGUUCAAGACUGAUUCCAAGGCACCCCGGUCCACUAUAAUAAAGAAUCGAUACCGGCCUGACCAUGCAAAACAUACCUUGUCAGAUGAGAUACCCUGCUCUUGCUGUGAUGCAGCUGCGGCCAUUAUUUAAAAUGGUCACGGAGAACAGUGGUUUCACACCAUUAAAAGAGGGAUCUACAGAGUGUUGGAGCAAAGCCAUCUAAAUCUAGACUAUUAUAGGACUCAAGGGAAAUGUUUAAUAUGGUAGAGAAAGUAAGUCAUGAACUUCUCCCAGACGGAGUUAUUUCGAUAUGUGCAGCGGUAAAUCGCAAAUCCAUCUUUUUGAAGGAGCCUCUCCAGCUCAUCUGCAGUGUUUAGGGUUGUUUCCAUAGUUGGGAGCCGUUUUGAUGGUCGCUCGGGGGCCUGCAAGGCAGCACUCAUUGUGGUUGAGAAGGAAAUUGCUGUUUGUAUCCUUGAAUACAUAGAUCGCAUCAGAAAACUUGCUUAAUAACACCGGUUAUCCCACCUUCAGCUUCUCGUUGGAAAUUUCCAACGAGA